AGCAAUUUGUCCUUAUUAAUGAUGGCGCACAUCUCUGUGUUCGUAGCUCUUGUUAUAUUCGUCUCCGGAACUUUUUCAGAUUCUCAAAAUGAUUUCUUGAAAAAGAUGCAGUUGUACAAUUUGACGUUUCGGAUAAAAUCCAUGAAUGAUAUGUUAUUCAAGGAAUGCCGCAAAGUGGUUGACGUCCUGGGAACACAUUCGCUUAUUGGCAGACGACAGUCCGGACAGUCGGCUACCUACGACAUUGAUCUAGAACUCGCUUUGGCACGCGCUAAUUUGGACCACUUAAAGAACAUGUACUUGGAGUGUAAGGCUCAGCAGCAGCGCACAGUGCCCGCAACCACAGCUAAAACAACCGCUACGAAUGCAACCCGUGUACCCACAACCACAACCACAACUCCGACUUCAACCCAGCUUCCUACGACCACAACCACAACCACAACCACAACUCCUACUACAACCCAGCUUCCUCCGACCACAACCAAAAGUCCAAAAUGUCCUCCAAAAUCCGAGAGCCUCGGUGGUAGUUGCUAUAUAUUUAUGAACUUCAAGACGUCCUGGCAGGGUGCUAAAGGGUAUUGUGAACAGAGAGGUGGCUACUUGGCAGAAAUCACUUCCGCCAGUGAACAGAGUAUCAUGGCAGACAUUAUGAAGAGAAAUACUACUGUGAGAGAUCAUGCCUGGAUUGGUGGAAACGACGCACAACAAGAGGGAAGAUGGCGCUGGGUGAGCAGCAACACCAUUAUAGACAAGGCGUUUUGGCAACCGGGAGAGCCUAAUGGUUCGACCGAACAAAAUUAUUUGUGUGUGAAGACAUACGGAAAUUUUAUCGGGCGAUUGAAUGAUUGUAUAAACUCCGCCAACCUUCCUUUUAUUUGUGAGUUUACUCCCAAUAAUUGAAAUAUCUGUAUGGUUACUGUAUCAUUCUUUUAAGAUCGUUGAUACUGUGCAUGUUACAUUAUAAGGCGAAAUUGAAAUUAAGUCCCGCGAUUUGUGUAACAUUAGACGAACACAAUAAACUAAAAAUG
Molecule: messenger RNA, 1028 nt
Organism: Lingula anatina
Lineage: Eukaryota; Metazoa; Brachiopoda; Lingulata; Lingulida; Lingulidae
Source: RefSeq, a predicted model, not a curated record